AGGGUUUGGACGACGAAAGGAAAGAAAGCAUGUCGAGUUCGGGAGAUUUUUACCUGCGGUAUUAUGUUGGCCACAAAGGAAAGUUUGGCCACGAAUUCUUAGAAUUCGAAUUUAGGCCGACAGGAAAAUUGAGAUAUGCCAACAACUCCAAUUACAAAAAUGACACAAUGAUCAGAAAAGAGGCUUUUGUUCAUAAAUCUGUUAUGGAAGAACUGAAGCGGAUUAUUGAAGACUCUGAAGUGAUGCAAGAAGAUGACAGUUUGUGGCCCUCACCUGACAGAGUUGGCCGACAGGAACUGGAAAUUGUUAUCGGAGAUGAACACAUCUCUUUCACAACUUCAAAGAUCGGCUCGUUGGUUGAUGUUAACCAGAGCAAAGACCCAGAGGGACUGAGGACGUUUUAUUAUCUGGUACAGGACCUCAAAUGUCUCGUCUUCUCGCUGAUUGGACUCCAUUUUAAAAUCAAGCCAAUUUAAAGACUAUGGUCACGUCAAUAAUUUUGUGAAAAGAAGUAGUGUUUAUUGGAAGGACAUCUCCAUUGUUGCUUAAGGACACUUACUGUAGGUUAAGAUCAUGACAGUCACUGUUAUAACUGUGUACAAUAUCUGUUAUUUUCCAACACAUGCAAUUUGCUGCUAUUCUUCAUUUUGUUUUUCUCCAUCCAUCAUGCAUUGCCAUUCCAUGUGUUUUUUCUGAACUGCACAAAAAAGUUCAGAAUAAUUAACGUGGAUAAACAAGAAAAGUUCAUUCUUGGGGUACUCACGAUCUUUUAACGAACAUUCAUUUUGUUUUUAGCUGUGUAUUUGUGAAUCAUGAAUAAAAACUGUAAUAACCAUA
Liolophura sinensis is the source of this 837-nucleotide messenger RNA. RefSeq names its product protein mago nashi homolog. The coding region runs from base 30 to 476 and encodes 148 amino acids. The record is from RefSeq and is a predicted model, not a curated record. The transcript is spliced from 5 exons. Gene Ontology annotation, biological process: RNA splicing. NCBI's taxonomy places the organism in Eukaryota, Metazoa, Mollusca, Polyplacophora, Chitonida, Chitonidae. Gene Ontology annotation, cellular component: exon-exon junction complex; catalytic step 2 spliceosome; nucleus.